AUGGUCGAUCCGCCGCUCGACGCCGCCUACCCCUCCGGAAAAGAGUCCGUGGAGUAUUCUUCCGCCAAUGCCCCCCGCACGGUACCGUUGCGCCAGUUCCUCCUCCGACGCACUGCUUGCGGGAACGGCGGAAACGCCGCCGUUGCGCCGUGGCGCAUCUGGGGCUGUUACAUGGGGGAACGGCGGGGAGACACAGCGCGAAUAGGUGCGGAGCUGGGUAUGGAUCGCGUGGUGGGCGAGUUCGGGUACGAGUUAAUCGCCGUCCUCCCAUUCGCCUACUGGCACCAUCUCAACGGCUCCCUCCGCUCCACCACCUCCUGCGGGCGGCAUUCCUUGGCCUCGAUCUACUACUUCAGCCCCAACCACACAGACGACGCCACGUGUCAUCGCAGUGACAUGAAGGACAAUGUCGCUGCAUACGGGUUUCCUCAUGGCAUUCAUUAUAGUCGCAUCCCUCCAGCCUGGCAGCCGCCUCCUCUUGCCCACUACUUCAGGAAGCAUCCCCCUGUGUGGCCGGAGAUUCCCAAGGGAUCCCGGUUGGUGGUGAUCGGGAAUAAAUACGAGCGGGAGUGGGGCCAUUCUCCGGUAAAUUUCAUCGAUAUACCGACUCUAUUGGGAAUCGUUGAGUCAUACUUAGAGGCGGGAUUUUAUGUGGUGUACAACAACCCAGGGAUGUCACUGGAGUCAGACCACCGGCAGGUUAUUAAGGACGGCACAGAACUGGGGGACUAUGAGGCGCUACAGGAGCGGUUUGGGGAGAAUACACGGCUUCAGAUCAUGCAAAAUCUUCAAAAAAGGUGGCCAGACUUGGGGUUCAACGACGUGCAGUUCAGGAUGCUAGCAAGGAGCGUGUGCUUCGUGAGUGUGCAGGGAGGGGGCAGCAUCGUGGAGAGCUAUUUUGGUGGAAAUAAUAUCAUCUACUUCCGUGAGGGGCAGGAGGUGAAGGGCGGGGCGUAUGAGAGGAUUUACCCGCAGCUGUCUGGAGCCAAGGUAAAAGUGGUAACCAGUUAUGAGGGGCUGGUGAAGAAGGUGGAUGGGAUGAUCAAGAAGAACAAGUGCCACGCUAAACUUCACUAG
Messenger RNA from Closterium sp. NIES-65, 1077 nucleotides. The record is from the annotation of a GenBank genome assembly. Lineage: Eukaryota; Viridiplantae; Streptophyta; Zygnematophyceae; Desmidiales; Closteriaceae.